AUGUUCAAUGUUCCUGAAUUUGCGAGCAAACCGAUGACUGUCGGUGGUAUUCAAAUUCCUAAAAAUACAAUGGUGAUGCUCGAUGUAAUCUCACUCAAUCACAAUUCAGAUGCUUGGCAACCUGACCCAUUGAGUUUUCGUCCCGAACGUUUCAUUCCACCUGUUUCCCCUCAAUUAAUUAAAGCUUAUCAUGGCUUUGGCAAUGGACACCUACGUCGAUGUCUUGGUCAAUAUUUUGUCAAAAAUUUACAUCGUUUAUUUCUCGCUCAUCUGUUGAGUCGAAAACAGAUUCGAUUCACUAAUGAUAUUCAUCGUAUUGAUGAUAUUGAACGAUGUCGUUUGCCAUUUAUCUAUGUUCCCAGUGGAACUGUGCAACUUGAAGAACUGUAA
This is a messenger RNA of Rotaria sordida, 390 nucleotides long. Lineage: Eukaryota; Metazoa; Rotifera; Eurotatoria; Philodinida; Philodinidae. The record is from the annotation of a GenBank genome assembly.